AUGUCCACCAAUCCUCCCACCUACGCCGACCAGCAGGCCUGGAAAGACAUCCAGGCCUUCCUCCCCCCGCGACUGCACUUCACCCCCGAGCACUCCCCUGUCGAGGAGUGGUGGUCGCACCGCGGGCACGACCUGCACCUCGACCGGUGGCGCAACCCGUCCGCGCGGACCCGCGUCAUCCUGCACCACGGCGUCGGCACCAACGGCCGCCAAAUGUCCAUGCUCCUCGGCGUGCCGCUGCACGCCGCCGGCUUCGACGUCGUCGCCAUCGACAUGCCGGGCUACGGCUGCACGCGGGUCGCGCCGGCGAGUAAAGCGUACCCGUACGACGAGUGGGUGCAGAUCGGCAGCGACUUUGUCGACCGCGAGGCCGAGGGCGAUGCCCGCCCGGUCGUGCUGUACGGACUGAGCGCCGGCGGCAUGCUGACGUACCACAUCGCCGCGCGGAACCGCAAGGUCAAGGGGAUCAUCGGGAUGACGUUUUUGGACCUGCGUCUGCGGCAGGUCGCGGACGAGACGUCCCACGACAUCGUCGCGAGUCGUGCCGGCCUGCCGCUCGCGAAGCUGGCCAGCGCGACGGGCCUGCACUGGCUGCGCAUCCCGAUGUCGCUCGCGAGCAAGAUGUCCGCGCUGGUCAACGACGACAAGGCGCUCAAGAUCUUCCUCAAGGACAAGUCGUCGGCGGGGUCAUCCGCCACGACGCGCUUCCUGGCGACGUACAGCUCGUACGAGCCCGCGCUGGAGCCGGAGGAGUUUGACGUGUGCCCGAUCCUGCUGACGCAGCCGGCCGAGGACCGGUGGACGCCGGAGCACCUCAGCAACCUGAUCCUCGACAGGGUCAAGAAGGUGCCGGUGACAAAGGUCACGUUGGCCAACGCGGGGCACUACCCGCUGGAAGAUCCGGGCUUGCAGGAGAUGGCGGAUGCGAUCAUCAAGUUCUUGAGGAGCUUGGAGCCAUCGGCUGAAAAACUCUGA
This is a messenger RNA of Cordyceps fumosorosea ARSEF 2679, 975 nucleotides long. RefSeq names its product lysophospholipase-like protein. Bases 1 to 975 code for a protein of 324 amino acids. The transcript has a single exon. Lineage: Eukaryota; Fungi; Ascomycota; Sordariomycetes; Hypocreales; Cordycipitaceae. The record is from RefSeq and is a predicted model, not a curated record.